AUAAUCGAUGAAGAAGAAACACAAUUCAUGAGUAAUUGUCCUGUGGCUGUUACUGAGAGUACACCAAGAAGACGGACACGCAUUCAUGUUUUCUGGACAGCACCUCCUGUUGGUACUGGCUGUGUAAUUCUGAAAGCCAGUAUUGUGCAGAAGCGAAUUAUUUAUUUUCAAGACGAGGGCUCUCUUACCAAGAAACUCUGUGAGCAAGACUCGUCCUUUGAAGGGGUGACUGAUAAACCAAUCUUAGACUGUUGUGCUUGUGGAACUGCAAAAUACAGGCUAACUUUUUAUGGAAACUGGUCAGAGAAGACACAUCCAAAAGAUUAUCCACGACGAGCUAAUCAUUGGUCAGCCAUCAUUGGUGGUUCUCACUCUAAGAAUUAUGUUCUUUGGGAAUACGGAGGAUAUGCCAGUGAAGGUGUUAAACAAGUUGCAGAGUUGGGGUCCCCAGUAAAAAUGGAAGAAGAAAUUCGGCAACAGAGCGAUGAGGUUUUAACUGUCAUCAAGGCGAAAGCCCAGUGGCCUGCCUGGCAACCACUAAACGUGAGAGCUGCUCCCUCUGCUGAAUUUUCUGUGGACAGGACUCGCCACCUGAUGUCUUUCCUUACAAUGCUAGGCCCCAGUCCGGACUGGAACGUGGGCCUGUCAGCUGAAGACCUUUGCACCAAGGAUUGUGGCUGGGUUCAGAAAGUCAUUCAGGAUCUGAUACCGUGGGAUGCUGGCACCGACAGUGGGGUUACCUAUGAGUCACCCAACAAGCCUACAGUUCCUCAAGAAAAGAUAAGACCACUAACAAGCCUUGAUCACCCACAAAGUCCCUUUUAUGAUCCGGAAGGAGGGUCGAUAGCAGUGGUAGCCAGAGUUGUCAUUGAGAGAAUUGCACGAAAGGGAGAGCAAUGCAAUAUCAUCCCUGAUAAUGUCGAUGACAUUGUAGCAGAUCUUGUUCCAGAAGAGAAAGAAGAAGAUGACACCCCGGAGACUUGCAUUUACUCAAAUUGGUCCCCAUGGUCAGCCUGCAGCUCUUCCACUUGUGAUAAGGGCAAGAGGAUGAGGCAGAGAAUGCUGAAAGCCCAGCUGGACCUCAGUGUACCUUGUCCAGAGACCCAGGAUUUUCAGCCUUGUAUGGGCCCCGGCUGUAGUGAUGAAGAUGGAUCCACUUGCAUGAUGUCUGAAUGGAUUACGUGGUCCCCCUGUACUGUUUCCUGUGGCAUGGGAAUGCGAUCUAGAGAGAGAUACGUGAAACAAUUUCCUGAAGACGGCUCUAUGUGCAAAGUACCGACUGAAGAAACUGAUAAAUGUGUUGUGAAUGCUGAGUGUUCUCCCAGUAGCUGCCUUGUGACGGAAUGGGGAGAGUGGGAUGAGUGCAGUGCUAGCUGCGGAAUGGGAAUGAGAAAGCGACAUAGAAUGAUUAAGAUGACUCCAGCUGACGGAUCCACAUGCAACACAGAAACUACAGAGGCAGAGAAAUGCAUGAUGCCAGAAUGUCACACCAUUCCCUGCAUGCUCUCCCCUUGGUCGGAAUGGAGUGACUGCAGUGUGACUUGUGGCAAGGGAAUGAGGACCCGGCAAAGGAUGCUGAAAUCUGCAGCUGAGCUUGGAGACUGUAGCGAGGAGCUAGAGCAAGUGGAGAAGUGCAUGCUUCCGGAGUGCCCCAUUGACUGUGAAUUAACAGAGUGGUCCAAGUGGUCUGAAUGCAAUAAAUCAUGUGGAAAAGGUCAUAUGAUCAGGACAAGAAUGAUUAAAAUGGAACCACAAUUUGGAGGAGCUCCAUGCCCAGAAACUGUUCAACGGAAAAAAUGCCGAAUAAGAAAAUGUUUGCGAGGUCCCGGUAUAGAGAAAAGGCGCUGGAAAGAAGCCCGUGAGAAAAGGAGAAGUGAACAUGCUAAAGAAGCUGUAGAUGGUGAGCUAUAUCCAGGCUGUAAGAUGAGAGCAUGGACUGCAUGGUCAGAAUGUACCAAACUCUGUGGUGGGGGAAUUCAGGAACGCUUCAUGACCGUGAAGAAAAGAUUCAAAAGUCCUCUGUUUACCAGCUGCAAAGACAAGAAGGAGAUAAGAGCAUGUAAUGUGCACCCUUGUUAGCAAAACCCGAAGUCUCAAAAUGAUGGAGAGCUAAAUGGAAAGUCAAUCUUGGCUUAGUAUUUUUAAAAAUAUAUAUAUAAAUUGUGUAUAUUAAUCUUCAUUUUUGCAGUGUGGAUUGCUUAUUAGUCUUGCUGGUGCAAGAAAUAUAUUUUAUAAAUAUUUCCUCACAUAUGUAUGCUGAGAGUGGUUCCUGGACUCUCCAGCUAGCCCUUAAUGCAUAAAACUAGUAUGCCAUUGUGAGUCAUUUAACACUGAAGUAAAGAUAUAUCUGAGGAUAUGCAAUAGCCAUAUAGAAAUAUUCCUUGUGGGGACAUGGGUUGCAUGUAACGUAACUAAGUUAAAGUGACAUAUUUCAUGUGUGGAAGGAAUUUCUCAUUUGAUUUGAUUUCAGAAUAUCCAAAGCAGGUGCCUAUGUAAUUACGCAACUGUGCCAAGGAAUAAUUUCAGCAAUGCUGGUUCAGUAAUAUUAAAGGUGCAUAUUUAUCUCUUCCUAACAGGUGUGUUAAACUAGUAUUUCUAAUUACUAUCCUAUAUAUUUCCCGUUAUGAGGCUCUCCUUCUUUAAACAUGGAAAAAGCUGAACAAUUAGAAUAUAAGCAUCAGUCUGCAUAGCUCAGUAACAAUGCACAGGUUUGUCCACCACUGUCUUAGAAAAGAUAGUAGCAGAAAUAGAGAAAGGCAGGGACUGUGCCACAGAAAAACUUCCAUAUGAGAGACUAGGAUCCAUUUCGUGAAGAGAUAAAUAUAAAACAGUGGAUGGCAUUGACAAGGCACAUCGGGUGCUCGUAUAAAAGAAGAAUAUUUUUGUUAUUUGAUCCAUACUCAGUCAACACAGGACAUAUGCUAGCAACAGAAAGAUUAUGAGGAAUUGUAAAAUGCCCAAACAUUUGUGAUUUAGCGGACUACAGCCUGAAGUUCAGAUAUAAAUCAUACUAGAGGAACUAAGCUUCACACUAAUUGGGACACAAAAAUUUACCUCAUUUUUGUCCAGGAAAGGGAUUAGAAAAACGUAUUCAUAACAAUGCACUGAGAAUAAAGGCUGUUGGUUUAGAACAGCGGUAGAUGAUUUAGUCAAAUCCUUUUAUAGUUGAUCACAAGCCCCCAAAUCCACUAUCUGGUUUUGACUGUCUUAAUUCAUUGGAACUGUUGCCACUUUUUGCAUGAUUCCACCUGUACUAUUAUACCCAAAGCAGCCAUCUGAGUCCACCGGGGCUCUCCAAAUCCCAGGCCUGUGCAUUUGACAAGUCCCGGUAAACUGCCUGUUGCAAGAACAUAUCAUUGGGUUAAAAAUACCCAUGCAAUUGAGAGCCAUGCAGCCUGCUCCUCACCAUGAGAUGAUUAGCUCCAAGACUCAGAUUAAGCUCAACAAGGCCGUUGUGGUCCUAUAGCAUGUGAGAGCUCUUUCUUCACCCCAGUUUAUGUAAGAAAAUGUCAUCAAAUUGUUAAUGCUCUGUUUCCUCUCACUAGCGUUCUUCUUUGGUAUUCUGUGUCAUCACAUUGUUUUAAUAUUAGAUUUAUUCCCUUUGCAAAUAUUUUCAUACUGGUUUAAUUCAUAUACAUAUGAAUAUAUCGAGUAUGAAUUAUAUUUGAACAUGCCUAUAAGGAAAAACUUUGGGCAACCCUCACACUGUGAAAGCGACAAGGAGUCCUGUGGCACCUUAUAGACUAACAGAUGUAUUGGAGCAUAA
Messenger RNA from Pelodiscus sinensis (Chinese soft-shelled turtle), 3766 nucleotides. NCBI's taxonomy places the organism in Eukaryota, Metazoa, Chordata, Testudines, Trionychidae. The record is from RefSeq and is a predicted model, not a curated record.